This is a messenger RNA of Homalodisca vitripennis (glassy-winged sharpshooter), 1070 nucleotides long. RefSeq lists its product as uncharacterized. Lineage: Eukaryota; Metazoa; Arthropoda; Insecta; Hemiptera; Cicadellidae. The record is from RefSeq and is a predicted model, not a curated record. The transcript has 2 exons. Bases 551 to 889 code for a protein of 112 amino acids.
AGCCCGAGCAGAGCAGUGGUGGUAGCCAUGAUAAAUGUAGUUAGGCCCAUGAACACAUGAAGAGGUUUGUACUUGACCCGGUACUCCACCUGGACUCCAGGCCAAAGGAAUGAAGCACAACCUAAGAUUCCCUACAGCUCUCUAUUGGAACCAGAUAUGAAAAGUACAUCUGUCCCUAAUGUUGUCAAAUGUUACCAUAAUACAUUACAGUACAAUGUGCGGUAGAACUAAUUAAGCAGUUUUAAGGAGUUACAAAAAAGUAAAGGAGCUAGAUAGAUGAAAAUGGAGUAUACAUUAGAUAUCAAUAGUAAAUACCAUUGAACUGGAAGAAGUCACAACCACAGAACACCUUGGUAUAACUCUUGAUGACAAACUCUCAUGGACGGCUCAUAUAGACACUCUCUGCAAUAAAUUAAGUACAGGACUGUGUGUUAUAAGAAGAAUGAAACAUGUAAGUGAUAUGACAACCACAAAAACAGCUUAUCAUGCUCUAUUUGAACCACAUCUCAGAUAUGGGAUCGCAGUAUAGGGCAGCACUACAGCAGGGAACAUGCAGCGCAUUCUUAUCCUCCAAAAACGGGCCAUUAGAAUCCUGUAUAAUCUACAAUUCAGAGAAUCCUGUAGAGCAGCCUUCCAAGAACUGAGGAUUCUUACAGUGAUCAACUUGUACAUCCUGGAGGCAAUAACCCACGUCCACAUCAAGGAACCGGAAUCUGCUAGAAGUGGAUCACAAUUCCACCAGUACAACACCAGACAUGCCAACAACUACUGCCUACCUGUGCACAAACUCAGCUCCACUGAAAAGAAGACAAGCUACAUUAUUGGUGCCAAGAUGUGGAACGCCCUGCCAGACGCGCUGAAGGAAAGCGGCUCUUUAGAAGAGACCUGAAGAACUGGCUACAAGAUCGGCCCUUUUAUACUUUAAAUGAAUUUUUUUUACUGUUGCAAUUCUUGACGCCUUAACAUUAAGAUCUUUUAAUGUCUUAUUAAUGUGACACUAUACUUAUCUUGAUGAUAAUGUAAUAAAGAUAUUUUGACUUGACUUGACUUGAAUUUUAUGUUAACUAAGU